AUGGAUUUUCAACUUUCCAACCUCUCAUCUGUAUCGAUAGGAUACAUUCCUCUCCGAGUUUCCAGUGACACAGGAAGCACAAACUGCUCUGCACUCGGAUAUGAUGCCUCUUACCAAUUUGUUCUGAUUCCAAUAAUAUACAUGAUCCUUUUUGUGGUAGGCAUUGUUGGAAACACAGUUAUCAUUGUGGGGCUGACAUGUUGUAUUCAGGCCAAGUCAGUGGCAAAUAUUUACAUUGUGAACUUGGCUAUUGCAGACUUGUCUUUUGUUGCCACUUUACCAUUCUGGGCUAUAGAUAUGUCAGUUAAAUACAAAUGGGUCUUCGGUUCUUGCAUGUGUAAGUUGUGUGCUACAUUGUCAUCAGUGAACAUGUACGCCAGCAUCUUUUUCCUCACGUGUCUUGGCGCUGAUCGCUAUUAUAGCAUUGUGCAUCCAAUAGAGGCUCAUGGAAAGCGAACUCUAACCAAGGCCAAAAUGAUAAUACUUUUUGUCUGGCUUUCCUCUAUUGCUGUGAGCACUCCAACAAUCUUCUUUCGGCAGACUUACUAUUCCAGUUACUCCCAUCAGAUCGUUUGUGCCAUGAAGUACCCACCAAACAGCCUAUUUUGGCACAUUUUCGUAUACUCUGUCAAGUUUAUAUUGGGAUUUUUCAUUCCUUUUAUCAUUCAGGGAAUAUGUUAUGUUUUGAUAUACAAAAAAAUUUUGGCAUCAGCUAAAGCUAAGCGUAAGAAAACCAAAAGUGACAACGUUUUAAGGGCUGUGGUGGCAAUGGUGCUUGCUUUCUUCAUAUGUUGGCUGCCAUUUCACAUAGUUAAUUUGCUCAAGUUAUUAGCUCGAUUCAAGCUAAUUACAAGUUGCAUGACUAUUCAUAACAUUAAUGUCGUUAUUCCAAUUACUGUUUGUAUAGCUUAUUCAAAUAGCUGUAUCAACCCUAUUCUUUAUUAUUUUGCAAGCAAGAGGUUCCGAAACCAACUCAUAAAAUCAUUAAAAAGGUCACUGUAG
Nanorana parkeri is the source of this 1002-nucleotide messenger RNA. RefSeq names its product type-1 angiotensin II receptor-like. Gene Ontology annotation, biological process: immune response; G protein-coupled receptor signaling pathway. The transcript has a single exon. The record is from RefSeq and is a predicted model, not a curated record. Gene Ontology annotation, molecular function: G protein-coupled receptor activity. Bases 1 to 1002 code for a protein of 333 amino acids. NCBI's taxonomy places the organism in Eukaryota, Metazoa, Chordata, Amphibia, Anura, Dicroglossidae. Gene Ontology annotation, cellular component: membrane.